Messenger RNA from Humulus lupulus (European hop), 502 nucleotides. Its product is annotated as ribosome biogenesis protein BOP1 homolog. The record is from RefSeq and is a predicted model, not a curated record. The transcript has 4 exons. Gene Ontology annotation, biological process: maturation of LSU-rRNA from tricistronic rRNA transcript (SSU-rRNA, 5.8S rRNA, LSU-rRNA); ribosome biogenesis. Gene Ontology annotation, cellular component: preribosome, large subunit precursor; PeBoW complex. The coding region runs from base 1 to 495 and encodes 164 amino acids. Gene Ontology annotation, molecular function: ribonucleoprotein complex binding. NCBI's taxonomy places the organism in Eukaryota, Viridiplantae, Streptophyta, Magnoliopsida, Rosales, Cannabaceae.
AUGGUCCAGCAAGCUGUACAGGGAGGAGCUCCAGCUGCUUACGCCCAAGAAAUGGAGAGGCUAACCGCUAAAGAAUCCCUUCUUCUUGCUAUGAGUCGCCAUUCUUGGAGGGUCGGUGGGAUUUUUUUCAGGGCUGAUGUCUUCCACGCAGUAGUUGAGCCUUAUGUUGACUGGUUCAAAUGGGAUGGUGCUAAACAUCCCCUUUCAAAUGCACCUGAACCCAAGAGAUGCUUCACUCGUUCAAAGAGCGAAGAUAAAAUGGUUGUUCGCUAUUGUCGGGCUAUUCGUAAGGGGUUGAUUAAAUUUGAUGAGCCUAAAGAAGAACCAUCUGUCUACCUCUUGAGGGGAGAUGAAUCCAACUCUAACGAAAAGUCUGGGCAUUUAGCUUAUAUUCCUGCGCCGAAGCCGAAAUUGCCAGGUACAACUGAUCACCUGUUUUCUGGAAUGAAAAUCAACAUAGGAUUUAGCCCUUUUUUUCAUAAUUUUCUUUAUUAAAUUUUUG